AUGUGGUUAACAACAAUUCUAACAUUACUUAUCUUUGUUGAAUGUGUUGCAGUUGUGUAUGUACCAUCCUUUGCAGAGAACAAAUUAUCAAAAUUGAAAAAAAAUAAAUUUCUAAGCAUUACAAAUUUGGAAAAUGUUGCAAGUGGAGCAAUAUUGGCCUUAGCUUUUAUACAUAUGUUACCAGAAGUUAUAAUUUUAUUAAACAAAAAAAAUAUUAACCUAUAUUACACUUUUACUUUAAUACUUGUAUCAAUAACAUUUCUGAAUAUAACAGAUAUACUAUAUGACCACCAUGCUGAAAAUAGUUUUGAUUUUGACGAUACACAAGAUUAUGAAGAUAAGAAUAAUACCAUUAAAAAAGUAAACGAGAAAACAAAUGAUACAAAUUGUGUAUCCAUGGAUAUAAAUGAAACUAAGGAUCUAGAAUUAAGAUCACUAGAUGUUAAAGAUAAAAAUAACAGUUGCAAAAGUUUGCUUAUGGGUAGCUUAAAAGAUAAAAAUGCCGUUGUAAUCGUAGGACUCUCCAUGUUAGCUCAUAAAUGGGCAGAAUGUUUGAUUGUUUACAAGAAUGUUGUUAACAAAACAGAAAAUACUUUUUUAUCGAGCAUAUAUGCGUGGUCAUUUAUAUUAUCUUUACCUUUAGGAGUUUUUAUUGCAAUAUUUUCGUUUCCAUCAAACGAAUUUGUGGAAAUAAUUUUUAGCUCAAUUGCUUGUGGGUUUUUUCUGUAUCUCUCCUUCAAUAUGACCAAGGAUAUCAAGAUAACGAAAAGUAACAAAUAUUAUAUAUCUUUUAGUUAUUUCCUAGGAGUUUGUAGCAUGUCAACGUUGAUGAUAAUAUUUAAUUUUUUUGAAAAUUCAAAUGUGGUUUAA
Molecule: messenger RNA, 870 nt
Organism: Plasmodium malariae
Lineage: Eukaryota; Apicomplexa; Aconoidasida; Haemosporida; Plasmodiidae
Gene: ZIPCO
Product: ZIP domain-containing protein, putative
Exons: 6
Coding region: 1-870 (289 amino acids)
Biological process (GO): zinc ion transmembrane transport
Cellular component (GO): membrane
Molecular function (GO): zinc ion transmembrane transporter activity
Source: RefSeq, a predicted model, not a curated record